Molecule: messenger RNA, 2728 nt
Organism: Branchiostoma floridae (Florida lancelet)
Lineage: Eukaryota; Metazoa; Chordata; Leptocardii; Amphioxiformes; Branchiostomatidae
Product: alpha-N-acetylgalactosaminide alpha-2,6-sialyltransferase 2-like
Exons: 4
Coding region: 557-1906 (449 amino acids)
Biological process (GO): oligosaccharide metabolic process; N-glycan processing
Molecular function (GO): alpha-N-acetylneuraminate alpha-2,8-sialyltransferase activity
Source: RefSeq, a predicted model, not a curated record
UAUCCAUAAGUGACUCUCUGUAGUACUGCAGCAGAAAUUCCGGUUUUUCUGCCUUGUGUUGAAGACACGAUUUGGACAGCUUGCAUCGGACUUAUAAUCGUACCUUACGCGCAAGUUAAAAUAUGAUUUCCCGACUAUGUGCUUGAAAACAAAAGAACACAGACAAAGCCAAUUUUGCCUUUCUCUAUUCUUGUUCCAAAAUUCACACCUGUUAACACCUAUAGGUAACUGCACUGCGCAGGUGCAAACAAGGCUCGUGCCUUCUCCGAAGACCCUCCCCGUUGGCUGUUUCAUGACGCUUGAGUGGUUUUACAGGUCAACUCAUGUGACAAGAGUCACAACAUGUUUCUCAAUUUGCUAAUCUGAAUCAUCGAGAGGUAUAAAGUUGCCCAAGAAAACUUUCUUCUGAGUGAAGUCGUAGUAGGUUUUUCGUCAUGUUCUCAGCGACAUUACAGUCGCUGGCUUAGACUACAUCAAGGACGACUUGUUUGGACACUAGUCUCCUGGGGCAGUGCCUUGUUGUCUGUUAAAUUACGUAAGUCCUAGAUUGACCAAAAUGGCGUCGGAAAUAGCUGUAAGACCACCACAAGACCACCAGGACACCCCUUUUUUCAGAUUCAAGAGAAGACGACUUCUCAAAAUCUUUGUCGCUGUGCUAAUCGCCUGCACCGUCAUACAUCUCUUUCUGUAUACGUCACCAAGAUUAAAGAUAGCAACAAAGGCAAUGUCGCCGGUCUCACUCAACAACUUCCGGAAGAACACCACUAGAUUGGAUGUAACAACAAAGACAAUAUCGCCUGCCUCACUCAACAUUCUGCCAAAGAACGACACUAGAUUGGAGAUAACAACAAAGGCAAUGCCGCAUGAGCGACCCUACCUCUUGAUCAAAAACACCUCUAGAGUUGAGGCAACAACAAAGGCACCUGCUCCAGUCUACCUACUACGUAAAAACACCACGCGAUUGGAGAUAACAACAAAGGCACAACGCUACAACCUGAUCAGAAACACCACUGCACAGCCACGUGUUACAACAGGUCCGACGUCUACACCUCAAACUGUGGUGUCGAACUGGACAUAUAAUGCAGGAGAGAUGAAGAAAAUCAGAGUAGACACAAGAAUGUUACAUCCCGACGUGAGACUCCUGCCCCGCAAGUUGGGCAUCUGGCCUGGCACCUGCGAGAGGAAAGUCGGGAACUCCUGCCAGUUCUUAAAACAUAGCGUCGGUUUCCACAAAACGUGUGCUGUAGUAGGAAACGGCGGCAUCCUAUUGGACAGUCACUGCGGUGCUGAAAUUGACUCCAAGGAUUACAUCAUACGUAUGGACCUACCAGCCAUCAGGGGGUUCGAGACAGACGUUGGCCGAAAGACCAACAUGACAAUUUUAAACGUCAGCACACCAAAACGGGUCGCUAUUUCAUCUCAUUUGAAGGACAGGACUCGGGAUGUUUACGAAAGUCGUUUGCGAGACAUCAACGGGUCAGUUCUGGUGGCAGGGGACAGCCUGGAGAUGAACAACUUGAAGAAGGCUAUACAGAACUACGAAAAGUAUAAGAUUCCGUUUUCCUUCGUCUUGUUGACCAGCCACGGCAGCUUCAAAUUGGGGAAACUGAUUCGCAGGACGGCUGCUAAGGUUAGAGGGAAUGCCGUCACCAGCAGUGCUCCCUCCACGGGCCUGGGUACAGUUCUCACCGCCACCGCCUUCUGUGACCAGAUCUACAUGUACGGCUUCUUCCCGUUCAAAAAGGACACGCACAGGAGACCUAUCCCUUACCACUACUACCCUGGUGACUCCAUAGAACCGAUAUUCCUGGACCCACGGCACCGCAUGGAUAAGGAAUUCAACUUCUUCAAAAGUCUUCACGAACGGGGAGUUGUAAAGCUACAAGUUGACAAAUGUGAAAGUUGAACUCUACAGAUGUUAUGAGCAAAAGGACACGCACAAGAGACCUCUCCCCUACCACUACUACCCUGGCAACUCCAUAGAACCGAUAUUCCUGGACUCACUUCACCGCAUGGAUAAGGAAUUCAACUUCUACAAAAGCCUUCAUGAACGGGCGUUGUCAAAUUGACAAAUGUGGCUAUUGGUAAAGUGUCAACUCUAAAGACGUUAUGAACAAAAGGACACACACAAGAGACAUACCUUUACCACUACUACCCUGGCAACUCCAUCGAACCCAUUUUCCACGGCACCGCAUGGAUGAGAAAUUCAACUUCUACAAAGCCUUCACGAACAGGGAGUUGGAAAGUUACAAGUUGAAAAAUGUGACAAAUAUAAAUUGAACUCUAACGUUACAGAUGUUAUGAACAUGAAAGUUCACAUGUGUUGGUUCAUAAGUAAAUACAUACAUGGCAUCGGUCCCUUGACCGGGGGUGGUCGUGCAUGGGGGCAUACAUACAUAUAUACAUACAUACAUACAUACAUACAUACAUAUAUACAUACAUGCGUACAUACAUGCAUAUCAUUAAAGAAAAAGGAACUUUUGAACUAGUCGCUGUUUUAGAUCUGUAUAAGGAAAGACUCGGGAGAGACAAAUAUCUAUAGUAAAGAAUAGUAUCUAUUUAUUUGGAUUCUCCACACUGGAGGGUAUGGCGGAACAAGUGUCAAAAGACACCUUUUCGAAGCCGCAAUCUAGUACAUAUACGUUACUCAGUUCAGGUGUUACAUUUACUGAUAACUUUAUUUGACAAUGUACGUAAUAUAUAGUAUUAAAUGAAUUAUCCAAGAUAA